CUGAAUUGCUUCCCGUUUUGACUGUUAGGAGGGAAGUGGACGAUGUGUUGUGUUGGGGGGCCGCAGAUCGGCAGCUGAUGUCCGGAACAGAGUGUGGGGGGCGAGAGGUUAUUGGCCCUACAAAUAGAUCGGAUCCAUCAUCAUGUCUAUAGACUUUGACACGGGAGCGCUGCAGACCCAGCAGAAUGACAAUGAGGAGUAUGACCCGGAGGACUAUGCCCGGGAACAGUUGUUACAACAGUUAUUAACUGGCCUUCCCCAUGAUAUGCUUGAUGAUGACAGCCUCUGCUCAGCUUCAGAACCCAACUACAGUGAUUGUAGUGACCAUGAAUUAUCAGAACAUAAUGAACCCUGGCACCCAGAAACACAAUGGGGGGAUAAUGGAAAAACGUCCGACCGCCAAAAUCAAUAUCCAGGUAAAGCAGUUGCGCCACAGUAUAUGGAGCAGCAAAUGGGACCUCUGAGAAGUGAAGCGGGAGGAGAUGAAAUGCGCAAUGGGUGGGCAGCCCAACAUGGUGAUGAUGAGGAAAUCUUUACAGAUAAAUAUAACAAUUACAGAAAACCUAUAACUGAGGAGUCCAAUGUGGGAAGCUUCCAUAGUGACGAUCAUUAUGAUGGACCUGACCAUUCCACAGGUGACCUGUAUCAUCUUCCCGCGGACUUUCAGCCGUACACCAAUGGAGGAUAUCAGAUCACUGAAAACUUUGCAGAGGCCAGUCACAAGCAGAAUCAGAUGUACACUGCUCCGCAAGGAAACGGCGACCAUCCUGAAGACUCGAUCCCAGUGCGGUACAACCCAUACCAGAUAAAUGGCGCUCAUAAAGAUGUAAUACCAGAUGCAGCAAGAAGACUUGACAAUUAUGAAGACCUUCAAAAAGAGUUCCUGGAUACUGGGGAAUGUACUUCUGGUAAUAUGCAGUUUAUACAAUUACAAGUCCUUUACAAAGCAAAAGGAAGACAACUUGAAGAAUUUGGUGCAAAACUGGACGAAAGUGAACGGCAACUGAGAUACCUCAAUCAUCAGCUUGUGAUAGUUAAAGAUGAGAAGGAAGGAUUGGCCAUCAGCCUUCAGGAGUCCCAGACAUUGCUUCAGAAUUCCAGAGAAAUGGAGCUUCAGCUGAGGGGACAGAUGGCUGCCCUGCAGAACAACGUGGAUGGAUUAACCUCUAAUGAUGAACAGUUGAGGAAGGAAUUAAAGGUUGCCAAGCUUGCAAUGGAGAGCAUGCAGCAGCAAGUUAUGGACCUGCGGCGCUCUGACUCAAUAAACAGAGCACGGGAACAGCAUGAGAUGGUUGUGUCAACGCUUAAAAGGAAGCACGAGGAACAAAUUCUUAUGUUGCAACAGAGACUGGAUGAGAUUAAUGCAGCUUUCCAAGAACAGAAAGAGUGUUGUAGUCGACUAGAGGAGCAACUGAAACGGUCUGAGAGGAAGGGUGAAGAAAGCAAACUCGAAAAAACGGAAAUGAUCAAUCGCUUAUCCAGGAGUCUUGAGGAAAGUCAGAAGCAAUGUGCCAAUCUUUUACACACAGGUUCGAUCCAGGAGGCUUCACAGUUAAGAAUGCAGCUUCAGCAAUUACAGUCAUCAAAAACCAUUAGUGAUGGAAUGAAUAAGGCACUGCAGGAGGAAAUAAAUGAACUUAAAGAACAAAUCACAAUGUAUGAAUCUGCUGCUAAACUGGGGGUUUUCCUUGGUGCAGAAGAGCAAGAAGAAUUCUCUGACUCCUACAGGGAUUUGGGUAUCAAGAAAGUUAACUGGCAAAAGUCUCGAUUCCAAAGGUCACUGCGCACUAAUGGUGUCCGAAAAGACCUUCCAUCUGAUGCUGUCAUUACAGAGCUGAAAACAGAGCUGGAGCGUUGCAUGAGCAGCAACAAAGCCAAACGUCAGCAGAUUAUGCAGCUCCAGUCUGAUCUCAAGGGUUAUCAGUCAAAAACUGAGGAACUCAAGAAGCUACUUGAAAGGGCUGAAAAAGAAGUCAAGGACUGUGAAGUCAGACCAGGGAACUUUGAUUGCAUGGAUCCACACAGAUCCACAGAGCAAGAGAGUCAGGAGAUUCAAAGGCUGCUGGAUGAGAAUCGGAAGCUUCAGCAAGAAGUUGAGAAACAUUUGUUGCAUAUCGAUGAGCUCACAGCAAAUGAAGAGAAAUUGAAGGCAGCAAAUCAGCAGCUCUGUAGUGAAAUGCGAGAAAUGAUUCAAGAUUUUGAUAUAGAUAAGAAGGAAUCCAUUGAGAGGUGCGAGCGAACGUACGAACAGCAUCAUGAAGACAUUAAGAAUCAUUUAAGAAUGGAGCUCAGCGAGAAGCUUGAAGCUGAAAAAGUCCAGUUGAGCCAGUCCUACGAGAUGAACAUUUCCCAGUUACAAUCACAAAUGAAUGAAUUGUCCAAUGAGAUGACUGCAGUACAGGAGUGUUACAUAGCCAUGUGUAAAGAGAAGGAUACCCUGGAGGACACCAUCCGUGAGAAUCUGAGGAAGGAAUUCCAGCUAAAUGAAGAAAAGUGGAGAGAUCAGCUGCUGGAGGAAAAAGAACAUUUGUUGCAGUCUUUGAAGAGGGAGUUAGAAGAUAAACACCAGUCUGAAUUGGCGGUGAUGAAGGCACAAGGGCAGAGAGAAAAGGAGGAAGAAAUUAAGAGGCAAACUGAAAUUCAUUUGGCUUUGGCAAAAGAAGAUUGGAUAAAGGAGCAGCAACAGGCAACUGCAAUUAAAAUUCAAGAUAUUGAGAAUCAGUGGAAACACAAGCUGGAUAACGCUUUAAAACAUGCCAGAGAGACGUUGAUGCAGCGUUUAGAAGACUGUGCUGUACAGACUGAGCAAUCAUUAAUUGUACAAUCUGUGCUAGAAACUGAACAGCUGGAGGAUCUGAAGAUGAAACUCGGCAAUGCUAUGCUAGAGAAAGAGAAGGCCGUCCAAAAGGCUUGUAUGGAGCUGGAAAUAAAGCAUUGGGAGGACAUUUCCACUCAGGUGGAGUUGGCCUUAACAAAAGGUCGUGCCAGAUGGCUGCAAGAACUUGCCAGCUUACCUGAAUACAAAACAAACUUGCAGAUUGAGAAAGAUAAAUGGGAGAAGCUUAAUAAUCUCAAUAUUGAAAAGCAGAUAUCAGAUGCAGUUGCUGCAGCGGAAGAUAAAUGGAAGCUCGAGUCUGAAAAAAGUCAACACAAAGAAUGUGAAGAGAAAAUUGCAGCAUUACAGCGGGAAUCGGACAUGAAGGCCGAGGAGUUUGAAGCUCAGAUGAAAGUUGAAGUCGGGAAGGCACGUGCUCAGUGGAGCAAAGAGAAGCAAGAAGAAGUCCAAGCCGUUCAGGCACAAAAUGAGAAAGAUUUCCGCACCUUCUUGGACGAUCAUAGGACCAAAAUCAGCGACGUGCUUCAUACAGCAAAAGCUGAUUUUGAAAAGCAGAGAAAUGAACUCCUCGCUCAGAAAGAAGCAGCAAUGACGGAACAAUUUAAUAAGAGCCUCAAACUGCGCAUUUCUGAAGAAUCAAAGCGUUUGUAUGAUCACGAUAAUGAGAUCCUGUCUGAAAUCGAGAACCUUAUGUCUGAGAUCCACGAUGAACUGGUUGAAAAAUGUAAAAGGAACGAACGCUUGUCGCAUGCAACCGGCAGCUUAGAGGCACAAUUUCUGCAGAAGUUAAGAUCUUAUCUUCAGAGAUCAGUUAAAGGGAUUGUUUACAAAAUAGUUUCAAAUGCAAAACAGGGGAUGAAGCCGAAAGCUGAUGAAAAUGAGACUUCUCGUGAUUCUAGUGUCUUAAGAGGGAAGGAAAGACUUCAUCCUGAAGGUGCACAGAAAAAUCCAAAAAGGAUUCUUACAGAAAAUUUGGCAAAUGGACAUUUACAGACGAUGCUGACCGUAGAUCCUCCGCUAAAGAAGAAAAGUGAAAGCUCUGAAUUUGGUUGCUGCGAGAAUUGCCAGAAACCACUGGAGAAGUCCAAGAAGGAGUGCCAGGAGCUGCGGAAUAAACUGGACAAAGCAUGCCGCCAUCUUCAACAGGCAGUCAAAGAGCAAAAGCUCAGAAUGGAGCAAUUUAAAGAAAAUGAAACCAUUGUCCAAACUCUAAAGAUAGAAAACCUUGACCUGCAGAAAAAGCUUGAUGAAAAAUCUGUCAACCCCAAAGAAAGUUCUUCACCAGAAGAGGGUUCCGAGAAGGGCUGUGAUAUGUGUAAAGGAAAGGCUUUAGAAGAGAUGCGUUCUCAGUAUAUCAAAGCUGUGGACAAAAUAAAAAGUGACAUGCUUCGAUAUAUUCAUGAAAGCAAAGGAAGGGCUGCUGAAAUGUUGAAGUCGGAAGUUUUAAAAGAACGUCAAGAAACGGCACGAAAAAUGCGGAAAUAUUACUUAACCUGUUUGCAGCAGUUAUUAAAGGAUGAUGGAAAGAAUGAGGGUGCUGAAAAGAAAAUCAUGAAUGCGGCAAGCAAGCUUGCAACUAUGGCCAAAGUUCUGGAAACUCCCAUCUCUCACAAAACUCAGAGCAGAAACUUCAGAGUAGCUCCUGUACAGAUUGGAAAUAAAACUGAGCAUGAAAUGGCAAAAUCUGUGAAUGCUCAGAUUUGUGUAACUGACAGACUAAAGACACCAAUCACAGAGCAAAGAACGAUUGAUGAACUGAUUAGGAGACAUAUGAAAGAGAAGCUUGAUGGAAGCAUAUUCCCGACUGUGGACACAUCAGCCAGCAAACAAGAUGAAAUAUCAAGGCAGCUCAGAAAGGACUGUACCAUUGCUCCACCAGUAUGUACAUUGCCUCUAGAAGAGGGCCGUACUUUAAACUGUACGGGUUCAGAUGCAGAGUCCAACCAGAGGCCUUUUCAUGGCCGCAGCGAGCCCUCUUUUUUACAGGGCUUAAAAUCUUUUGACUGCCAGGAUCAUCUUAAGGCCAAAGGAUCCAGGAGACGGUUUGAACUUCAAGAAACUCCAGUGCGGGAUAACGGAGACAAUGGUUGGGGCUUGGUCAGUGGCAAAGGUCUCUUCCCAUCACAAAGCCCUUUAACCAGCAUGAAAGUGCCGUCUUACAAUCUGGACGCUGGAGGGAAACUUUCAGCAGCAGGUUUAUUUUCUCAUGCAGAGGAAAGUCGUGAUGCCUUUGGCAGCAGAUAUGAAGGUCAGAAUCACUCUGCUCACAUUGCAAAGAGAAGAGAUCAGACUCCCAGUACAUGGCAUUCUAGUAAAAUCACGGGCCAUCCGCCCACAUCUGUUGAGUCAGGGCCAUACUCCGAUGUAGGUCGAGACAACCAACUACCUCAACGAACAUUAUUGAAGGAUUUUGCCACUCCACCGCAAGACAGUGGCUUUGACAGUCCGUUCCCUGAUGUAAAUAGUUUUAAAUGACACUGGUGUGCUAUAUAGUUAGUUUUUUUUUAAUUUUCAAAAAACAUUUAUUUAUUUUUUGACAUGCGUGUAUAUA
Messenger RNA from Rana temporaria (common frog), 5387 nucleotides. It is a transcript of the gene CEP152, whose product is annotated as centrosomal protein 152. NCBI's taxonomy places the organism in Eukaryota, Metazoa, Chordata, Amphibia, Anura, Ranidae. Gene Ontology annotation, cellular component: centrosome. Gene Ontology annotation, biological process: centriole replication. The transcript has 28 exons. The record is from RefSeq and is a predicted model, not a curated record. The coding region runs from base 143 to 5311 and encodes 1722 amino acids.